GUGCCAGGCAGUGAGGGGGUGUGUGUGUGACGCGGUGACUGUAUAGUGCCUUUCCAGUGUCAACGUCACGCCAGUGACAUUUGGUGACCAGAGGGCAUCACGUGCAGGUUCAGCGGCUCAUGUGACCCCCCCCCUAUCCGAGGCUCCUGUCUUCCUUGCAUUUAAACCCCCAAACUCGAGGCCUGAUUGCGUGGGGUCUUGUCUCCCGAGUUUUGGGGUCCAUCUAGAAUUUUGGUUUUCAUUUUUAUCAAGACGUAAUAAUGAGGGUUGCUGGCUCACGGCGUGUUUAGUCGGCCUGAUGCUGAAGCCGUCGCAGCCUUUCAUGUCGCCCUGUUUGUUUUUAACUGUCGCCGUCGUCAGGGCACAGUGAAGGGGCAAACUCCGCAGAAACGGGCAAAAUGCGCAAUCAGAAAACCAACAAGAGGGUUCAACGGCACAACCUGCCACAGGUGAGAGGCCGCUGUGCGAAGGUGAAAUCACACACGCAGCAGCAGAGGAAGGAGCAGCGAAUUAAAUCAGAAACCUGGGGGGCUGGGAGCCCCAACCCCAUUCUGCGACACCACCGCCAAGUCACUUUGUGGCGCUGUGACUCCCCUGUUCCACCCGCAGGUGGCGCCCCUGUCCAGCUUACGGCAGCCCACCCGCCUGAUGAUUCCGAGCUUAAAAGCAGAGCCCCCUGGUGACCACUAACUAGAAAUUAGAGAUCAGAAAACGGGACGCCAACGGGAGGCUCGGCCUGCGCGACUCCUCCGUCCACUGGGCGUCGCUGCUCCACCUCUCCUCUGCGCCACCAGGGAGGCCACGCCCACCGUGCUCGUCUCGCGAUAUCCCAGUUGACACGUCACGCGCGUUUACCGCCGGCUGAAGAGGCAAGCGGCUGAGUUUGGCGUUGUCGUUACCCUGGUAACCAUGGCGCUCGUGGAGGCGGCGAGCGUGCAGCUUUCGGAGCUCAGCGACCAUCAGCUGGCCGAACUUGUGCGGAGCGUCAGCCAGUCCAAUGCGGCCCUCCAGACCGAGACGGAGAUGUUCCAGAAGUUUGUGUCUCGCCUGGACCCCAAGGAGUUCAGCCAGGUGACCGUGUCAAAGACGACCACCAGCGGGAUAGCGCAGCACGAGCUGGGACAGGUCAGCAGGCAGGAGCGCUUGGUACUGCUGACCAUGGAGCAGAAGUGUCUCGUGGCCCAGCGGGAGGAAGAGGAGUUGCGGAAAGCCCUGGAACAACUACGGAAGGAGUCCGAGCGAGUCGUCAACACCUACAAGGCUGCCAUCGAGGAGGCCGACUAUCGCCAGGGAGAGGUGAAGAAGGCCUUGUGCGAGUUCCAGCGAGACUUCGGGAAGCGAGGGCACGAGAAGAAAAGGAGAAUACUGGGGACCGAGAAAGUAACUCGCUACAUCGAGGAGAAGAGCAAAGCCAAGGACAAGAUUGUGGAGAAGCUGCGGCUGGAGAACACGGCACUCAAAGUGAAAAUGCGGAAGCUGCAGAUGCAACUCAAACAGAAGGAGGAGAUGGACGAAGCCCUCCAUGAGGUGGACUUCCAGCUCCUGAAGAUCGAGAACAGCCAAUACCUGCAGAAGAUCGACGAGUCCAAGCAGGAGCUCCUGAGGCUCAAGCUGAUGGACAGAAACAAGCUGCAGAUCUUGGACACCUACAAGAAAAAACUUCAGAACCUGACGUCCGAAUCCAAACGGCUGACGGGUGAGCUGGCAGCCAAGAAGGACCUGCUGGUGCGAGUCGAGGCUGAGAUCGUGCAGGCGGAGAAGGAAUGUGCCAAGGCAGAGGCUCAGAACAAGAGGCUGAAGACACAGCUGUCCGACUACCGGGGUCCGCGGGCACUGGACUACGUGGCCAUCAAGGCCCGGCACAGCGAGCUGCAGCGCGACGUCCACGUCUGGGAGCGCAAGGUGGACAUUGCCCAGAUGGACCUGAAACGAAACACGAAGGCCUACACUCAGCUGACGAGGGCGAGCCAGCCGGCCCCAGGCCCGUAGUGGACCGGGGCACUGCCAGGGCACAAACUUCCAAAAAGCUAAUAAAGUGUUGUGAAUCAAG
This is a messenger RNA of Polypterus senegalus (gray bichir), 2050 nucleotides long. It is a transcript of the gene cfap263, whose product is annotated as coiled-coil domain containing 113. The record is from RefSeq and is a predicted model, not a curated record. NCBI's taxonomy places the organism in Eukaryota, Metazoa, Chordata, Cladistia, Polypteriformes, Polypteridae. The transcript is spliced from 9 exons. Gene Ontology annotation, cellular component: axoneme; ciliary basal body. Gene Ontology annotation, biological process: cilium assembly. The coding region runs from base 910 to 1989 and encodes 359 amino acids.